AUGCAUUUUGGGCUUACUAUAUCCACCACCACCAUCACGUUUCCUACUGCUAACACUAACCCUCAUCGUCAUCAUCACGUCGUCUUAUGUUCUGAUGGAUGUAGAAUUACACAUUCCUCCCCCAAAACCACGCCUAUUCAUGGGUGGCGCCGCCCACCAUCAACCCAUGUAGAUUAUUCUUUUCUCUUGCUCCACCCCUAUAAUUCCUAUGCCUCCGAUCGCCGUAUAAGUUUUGGCCUUCGCCAUUUUCUUUCCCACACUGAUAGAAAACGUCAUUUCUGCAACUGCAAGAGGGACGGAUUUGUUGAUGAUCAAUCCCAACCUGUUGAUGACGACGACGAUGAUGAUGACCAAUCCUCACAAUUACUGCAAUUUGGCGAUUCUGCCAUUUUAUCCGCUUGUUUCGUUGGCCUGCUCACUGGCUUUGCUGUUGUCCUCUUCAAUUACACGGUACAUGAAAUACGUGACUUGUGCUGGGGUGGAUUCCCAGAUCUAGGUGCCUCAUGGUUAAGAGAGCAACCCAUUGAGGCAAAAUGGGGUCGUUUAAUCUUAGUUCCUGCUUGUGGAGGAAUCAAAUCUGCACUAAAACCAAUUCUGAAAACUUUGGCUGCUUGCGUCACGUUGGGAACGGGGAACGCGUUAGGGCCAGAAGGACCAAGUGUCGAGAUUGGUGUCUCCGUAGCCAAAGGAGUCGGCAGUUUUUUGGAUAAAGGAGCUCAAAGAAAGCUGUCACUCAGGGCUGCAGGAUCAGCCGCUGGAAUUUCUUCUGGAUUCAAUGCUGCCGUUGCCGGUUGUUUUUUUGCUGUGGAAUCAGUCCUGUGGCCGUCACCUGCAGAGUCAUCCUUAUCAUUGACAAAUACAACUUCAAUGGUCAUUCUGAGUGCUGUAAUAGGUUCUGUAAUAUCAGAAAUUGGUUUGGGCUCUGAACCAGCUUUUGCUGUUCCAGUCUAUGAUUUCCGCUCUCCGAGUGAACUGCCACUCUAUCUUUUGCUGGGCAUACUAUGUGGCGUCGUUUCUCUUGGCUUAUCAAGGUCUACAUCUUUUAUGCUGGCUUUCUUUGACGGCGUUCAAAGAUUUGGGGUACCCAAGGCAGCAUUUCCCGUGGUUGGUGGUUUAUCUGUUGGAAUAAUGGCUUUGGCAUAUCCUGAGAUUUUGUACUGGGGAUUUCAGAAUGUAGAUACUUUGUUGGAAUCUCUCCCUUCUACAAACAGCCUUUCUGCUGGUCUUUUGCUUCAGCUGGUGGCUGUGAAAAUAGUGGCAACUUCCUUAUGCAGAGCUUCAGGAUUGGUAGGAGGUUACUAUGCCCCAUCUUUAUUUAUUGGUGCUGGUACAGGAAUGGCAUAUGGGAAAAUUGUUGGUUAUUUGAUUUCCAUAUCCAAUCCCAUCUUUCAUCUUUCUGUCCUGGAAGUUGCUUCGCCUCAAGCAUAUGGCCUGGUUGGCAUGGCUGCUACGCUAGCUGGGGUGUGCCAGGUACCCCUCACUGCAGUUUUGCUUCUUUUUGAACUAACACAAGAUUAUCGAAUUGUUCUGCCACUUUUGGGAGCUGUGGGACUCUCUUCAUGGGUUACAUCGGACAAGACAAGGAAAAGAGUCAUUGAUAAAACCAGCAAAUCGAAAGAUCAAAAUGCUGUAACAACUUCACCAGAGAGAUAUUCUUACAACUCGACUGUUAACUCUACUUCUCCUAAUGUCAACGAACCAAACGGUAAUAGCCUUUGUGAACUCGAGAGUUCACUCUGUCUGAAUGAUGACUCUGAAGAUGAAGCGGAUGACCUGGCAAAUGAAAUCCUGGUUUCACAAGCAAUGAGAACAAAGUAUGUAACUACGCUGAUGAGCACUACCCUAACAGAUGUAGUGUUGCUCAUGCUGGAAGAGAAACAGUCAUGCGCAGUAAUAGUUGAUGAAAACAAUUGGCUCGUUGGUCAGCUAACCCUCAGCGACAUUCAGCAGUUCAUUACAUUGUCAAGGGAGAAAAACAGGAAACCUCAGGUGCUUAGAGUAUCUGAACUGUGUUCCUCUUACGGCAGAAGAUGUUCUGUAUCCUGGACAGCGACACCAAACAUGAGCCUGUUUAAUGCUCUGAAUCUGAUGAAUAGACAUAGUAUAAACCAACUCCCUGUCAUCUUGGAGGAUGGGGUUCGUGGAGGCUGUCCAGUUGGCCUCUUAGACAGAGAAUCCAUUGAUCUUGCUUGCAGAGCAUUUGCAACCCAGGAGGGCCUCAGCUGGUUUUUUGUACAGGAGAAGUUCAACAUUUGAGAAUUCGUGAAUAUACUCUUGUUUGGCAAAUCAUCGGUUCUCAAAAACUCGAGAAUGGACUUUGCUAUAUGGUGAUGAAGCUCAAGCACUUGGCUGAAUGUGUUACCAACCAAUUUAACGUCACAGAGGAAAUUGACAAUUUUUGUUGUAUAGAUAGAUAAUAUAUGGCUGUAUCAUGUUGCAACAAAUUUUGAUCAUUUCCGUCUUUAAGUAAACAGAAAUGGUUGUUCUUGUGAAUUUGUACAGAACCAUUUGUCAUGUUAUUAAAAAAAAUCCCAAUCUUUCUGUCUUCAUGAA
Messenger RNA from Erythranthe guttata (spotted monkey flower), 2553 nucleotides. NCBI's taxonomy places the organism in Eukaryota, Viridiplantae, Streptophyta, Magnoliopsida, Lamiales, Phrymaceae. The record is from RefSeq and is a predicted model, not a curated record.